Molecule: messenger RNA, 1892 nt
Organism: Erinaceus europaeus (western European hedgehog)
Lineage: Eukaryota; Metazoa; Chordata; Mammalia; Eulipotyphla; Erinaceidae
Gene: XAF1
Product: XIAP associated factor 1
Exons: 8
Coding region: 224-1138 (304 amino acids)
Biological process (GO): apoptotic process
Source: RefSeq, a predicted model, not a curated record
UCUGGGCUAUAGAGGGACUUACUAGAAAUGGGCAACCACAGGGGGCCUGGAACAGCUCUGGGUUGAGAAUUCUGAUGGGGGAAACAAAAAACAAAACAAACAAACAAAAAAGCUCUCCUCAUUGGAGCUGUGGGCUGGACAGAAGCCCGGUACAAAAAUACUUUCAGUUUUGUUUCUUACUCUGCAAGAAACGAAAGUCACAGGCAGACUCCGGCAGUCAGACAUGGAGGGAGACUUCCAAGUGUGCAGAAACUGCAAAAAAAAUGUGGCCUCUUCCAACUUGCUCCUCCACGAGGCCCACUGCCUGAGGUUCCUGGCUCCCUGUCCAAAGAGCAAGGAGCUCAUCCCCAAGGAGAAGACGGAGGACCACUGCAAGCCUGGACACGGGCAGGUCGACUAUGCCGAGAGUCAGCAGAACGGACAGAACCACUCACUAGAAUCCCACAAGGCCACAGAAUAUCAGGAGCACCCCUUGGAGUGUCAGUUCCGCGAGCUGGCUAUGCACCUGGGCAAACUGGAAACCCAUGAGCGCCACUGUGAUGACCAGACAAAGCAACGCCCAGAGUGCAGCCGGGACAUGGUGCUCGGGGGACAGGCCCAGCACAGGGACAAUCCCAGAGAGUGUGAAGAGUUCUUGCUCAGGAAAGGCCAGAGAAUUUCAGCUCCUGAAAGGAGGACCCACUAUCAUUUCCAUAACCAAAUGCUCUCUGGAAAAAAGGAUAUCCACCACAUGGGUAAAUGUCAUCCAAAAGAGUCUGUGAAAUAUUUUCCACAUAAAAACUCAAGAAUUCCUCCUCCGCCCCUUUCAAAUGAGAUGGCAGAGAAAGAUGUCCGUCCAAAGGAAAAAAAUAGCAACAGAUUCUAUCGUCCUUCUAAAAAUUCAACAAAGCGAGUCCCAAAGGACAUAAACAACACCAUGGAUCUGCCUUGGAAGCUUGGGUACCAGCCCAAAGAUGAGGCAGCCUACAACAUUUUGAAGAGAUGCUCUCAGUGUGGUAUCCUGCUUCCCCUGCCGACCUUAAAUCAGCAUCAGGGAAAAUGCCGGUUGUUGGCUUCAACAAAAAGGAAUGCAAGUGAGAAGUUUCAGCUAGAUUGGAAAAGAAAAGAUACUACAGAUUUAAGAGAACUGGUGUCCUAAAAGACUUCCCCAAAGGUUGCACAUAAAGACCAUGGUUACUGGCCAGGGCCUGCUCUUGUCUGCAGAUCCCCUUUCCCUGUUCACUACCUCACCCAGCUGUCCUGGCUGCCCCCAUCAUUCCCCUGGAAAACCAGAGACAAAAAUCAGAAGAGCUAAGAACAAGAAUCUUUCAAAGAGAGACCGUGGCAGUGGCAUACCAGGCUGAGCAUGAAUGUUUCAGUGUGUGAGGGGUCAAGUUCAAGUCCUUGGUCCAAAUGUGCAGGAGAGAAGCUUCACAAACCUGAACCCUAGCUUUGGGGCAGAACCUCUGUGUGGAGAUGGCUCACCUGGCUGAACGCACAGUUUACAGGUGCCAGGACCUGGAUUGGAUCCCCCACCACCUCAUGAAAAGACCUACACAGGGGAAGUUUCAUGAGAGGAGCAGCAGUGCCACUGUGCCUUCUCCUUAUGAGAGAGAGAGAGAAGAAAGAAAGAAGAAAGAAAGAAAGAAAGAAAGAAAGAAAGAAAGAAGAAAAAGAGCAAGACAGGGAAAGGAAGAGAGAAAGGAAGAGAGAAAGUGAGGGAGAGAAAGAGAGAGAAAGAAAGAAAGAAAGAAAGGGGGCAGGAGUAGAUAGCAUAGUCGUUAUGCAAAGAGACUCUCAUGCCUGAAGCUCUAAAGUCCCAGGUUCAGUCCCCUGCACCAGCAUAAACCAGAGCUGAGCAGUGCUCUGGUAAAAAAAAAAAAAAAAAAAAGAAAGAAAAAAAGAAAGAAAAG